Salmo salar (Atlantic salmon) is the source of this 2161-nucleotide messenger RNA. RefSeq names its product Heparan sulfate 2-O-sulfotransferase 1 (gene hs2st). Gene Ontology annotation, molecular function: heparan sulfate 2-sulfotransferase activity. The record is from RefSeq and is marked provisional. Gene Ontology annotation, cellular component: membrane. NCBI's taxonomy places the organism in Eukaryota, Metazoa, Chordata, Actinopteri, Salmoniformes, Salmonidae.
CAGACACCGAGGAACACAAGGCCGUUUCUGUUGACACACUUGUGAGGGGUGGGCAUCUCAACGUCAAGACGGUGUUGAGGUUUCAUGCAGUUCUCUUUUAUGAGAGUACAUUAUCCUAUGAAACAAAUAAUUUGGAACUGAGUGUGUUCCCUACUGAACAACCAGGGAUGUAAACACUGGACAAAAACAAUUCAAAUGCACAGGGCCAUACACACAGACAAAUUCGGGCUGUUAUUGACAACGUUCCACUUCCUUUUAUGUUGUAUUUUCUAAACAAGGAAUGACCUGUUCUCACUGGAUUGUUUGAUGGGGCUUCUAAGGAUCAUGAUGCCGCCAAAGUUUCAGCUUCUGGCGCUUUUGGCAUUCGCAGUGGCCAUGUUCUUCUUGGAGAACCAAAUCCAGAAGCUGGAGGAGUCUCGGGUGAAGCUAGAGCGGGCCAUCGCCAGGCACGAGGUGCACGAGAUCGAGGAGAGGCACACGCAGGACGGCCUGCGGGAGCGGGAGGCCCCCUCGGCGGCCGGCGGCGAGGACGUGGUGGUUAUCUACAACCGCGUGCCCAAGACGGCCAGCACCUCCUUCACCAACAUCGCCUACGACCUGUGUGGCAAGAACCGCUACCACGUGCUGCACAUCAACACCACCAAGAACAACCCAGUCAUGUCCAUGCAGGACCAGGUGCGGUUUGUGAAGAACGUGACAGAGUGGAGGGAGAUGAAGCCGGCGUUCUACCACGGCCACGUCUCCUUCCUGGACUUUACAAAGUUUGGAGUGAAGAAGAAGCCCGUCUACAUCAAUGUGAUCCGCGACCCCAUCGAGCGCCUGGUGUCCUACUACUACUUCCUGCGUUUUGGGGACGACUACCGGCCCGGCCUGCGGCGCCGAAAACAGGGGGAUAAGAAGACCUUUGAUGAGUGUGUGUCGGCGGGUGGCUCGGACUGCGCCCCGGAAAAGCUGUGGCUGCAGAUCCCCUUUUUCUGUGGUCACUACUCCGAAUGCUGGAACGUGGGCAGCCACUGGGCUCUGGAGCAGGCCAAGUAUAACCUGGUCAAUGAGUACCUGCUGGUGGGGGUGACUGAGGAGCUGGAGGACUUUGUAAUGAUGCUGGAGGCGGCGCUGCCGCGCUUCUUCAGGGGCGCCACUGAGCUCUACAAAACGGGGAAGAAAUCCCACCUUAGGAAGACAAGUGAGAAGAAGCCGCCCACCAAGGAAUCCAGCGCCAAGCUGCAGCAGUCCGCCAUCUGGAAGAUGGAGAACGAGUUCUACGAGUUUGCCCUGGAGCAGUUCCAGUUUGUCCGGGCUCACGCCGUCCGGGAGAAGGACGGGGAACUCUACCUGCUGGCUCAGAACUUCUUCUAUGAGAAGAUCUACCCCAAAACAAACUAGCGCACAUGAAAGAUGGACCAUUCAUCUAGGCUUCAUGCCGUAGUCACACACACUGGGGAGAGGACAGGGGAGAGGAGGAAAACUAAGAUCAUCAGUGGAUCUGUGGAACUGUCUGUGUUAGACGUUGUUAGCAGUUUCUGAAUGUCGCCCGCUUCACUGACUCCUCCGUCUCCAUAGUAGCCGACAGAACCAGGAAGCUGCCUCUUCCUGGUGCGAGAGUGCCAAUAGGGCAUUUUCCCACCAGCAUCUAAGUUCCAGGACUACCUUUCUCCUUCCAGGUGACAGUUCACAGGAGUGAUUUGCUUGAGAGACACAUGGCAGGAGAUGAGUCUACUUGGCAGCUGGCCAUGUCCUUUUUACUUCUGGUCACAUGAUUUGUAUUUUCCGUCCAGAGGGCAGGUUUUUAUUGGCUUGCUCUGUUUGUUUGCAUUUUAUUUGUAUUUUCAUUCUACUUUACUAUCAUCGUCUAUGGGAACAUUGUCGUCCCACUUUUUAUGUGUUCAAAUGAUGUAACCAUCUAAAAUUAAAAGUUGACUACAAUGUUAUCUUGGAGUUUAUCUAUAUGAAUUGAAGACGUUUUUACAAAAUCUAAUUUCUGUGGCCUCCAUAGACUUGGGUGACUGAUACACCCUGUUCACGACUAUGGUACUACUAUUCAGUGUUUUUAUACUGUACUUAUUUACUUGUUUUCAGACUCUUUGACCCAGUUGGAUUAUUGCUAGGUGGAAUGUGAAGUGUUUACACAUGAUGUAAUUAAACUAUGGAAGAAGACAAUUCA